Messenger RNA from Aspergillus sclerotioniger CBS 115572, 929 nucleotides. RefSeq names its product BTB/POZ domain-containing protein. Lineage: Eukaryota; Fungi; Ascomycota; Eurotiomycetes; Eurotiales; Aspergillaceae. Gene Ontology annotation, molecular function: protein binding. The coding region runs from base 1 to 852 and encodes 283 amino acids. The transcript has 3 exons. The record is from RefSeq and is a predicted model, not a curated record.
AUGGCAGAAGAGGAAGACAGCAAGGACAACCCUAUUGCAAGCCUGUUCCUGAGCUCCGAGGGCAGCGACGUGUCCAUCAUCUGCGGAGACAGAAUCUUUCCUGCCCACAAGAAAGUCUUGGUCAAACACUCGGCGUACUUUAAAUGUGCCUGCCAUGAAAAGUGGAAGAUCCUAGGGGAAGACAAGAAGAACAUUGUCCUCAAUGACAAGCAGCCAGUGCUGAUUGAGAAGAUGCUCGAGUUUCUCUACACUGGAAGCUACAGUGCCGACACCAUUGGCUUGACCGUUCCCGAUCUGCCUAAUGAACGUCUGAAUACUAUGAUCAAAGAUAUGGAUGAUCCCAACGGAAUCGUUUUCCCUGAUGACGAAAUAUAUGCACCCUGCUUGCACGCCAUGAUGUACGCUCUAGCUGUCUACUAUGAGAUUCCUAAGCUGGAGGAGGAGACCGUCAAGAAUUUCAAGGAGUCAUUUGGGCAGAUCCGCGAUCAGGAAGGGUUCCAGGCCGCAGUGAUCGAAGUGUAUUACUCGACCAAAAAGGAGCGGAAGCUUCGAGACUGCGUGAUUGACAUGGUGCUUCGCAAUCUGGAAUAUCUGUUUCGAAAGGAAGGAGAACCUCAGAUCCUUGACCAGGAGAUUCUGGAUUACGUACCAGAGUUUUGUCGGGACAUUUGCAUCGCGAGUAUGAUGGCGAAUCGAGGAUUUCAGCUCGAAAUGGUCCAGUACGCAUGCACACACAUGCAGAUGAAAGAGAAGGUGGCCAGAGUGGGAAGAGAGAAUACUGCACUGCGAUCUGAGCUUUAUCAGUACAAGAGGAGUGCUGGUGAGUUUGGCAAGUCGGUCACCCGUGACUGAGGAGUUGGUUUCUCGGCGUUCAGUUGCAUGUCACUCUGCUCUUAGUUGUGUUCUACUGCUAUUUACUUAUUGUAGCG